This is a messenger RNA of Olea europaea var. sylvestris, 519 nucleotides long. RefSeq lists its product as uncharacterized. The record is from RefSeq and is a predicted model, not a curated record. Lineage: Eukaryota; Viridiplantae; Streptophyta; Magnoliopsida; Lamiales; Oleaceae. The transcript is spliced from 2 exons. The coding region runs from base 1 to 519 and encodes 172 amino acids.
AUGUGGUUGGCCAUGAAAGGGGGCCUCUCUAUAGACGACAAAAUUCGAAAGGCAGGCAUUCCCAUUGCAUCAAAAUGUAUGUGUUGCUCUCAAGGGGGAUAUGAGGAUCUAGAACACGUAUUGGCCUUGGGUGACGUUGCUCAACAAAUCUGGAAAAAAGCUUCAACCUUACUGGGAAUUCGAUAUUUGCAGACUCGAGGAUGGAGGGAGCGUGUAGAAACCUGGGAACUUAAUAUCCCGAACAAGCUGAUUAAAAGAAAAAACUUUAAAGUAGUGAGAUGGCAACGACCAUUGGAGAGGUGGUAUAAACUCAAUACUGAUGGGUGCUGCCUGGUUAACCUUGGAUUUUGUGGUGCUAGAGGUAUUAUUCGAAAUGAAAGAGGUGAUAUUGUCAUAGCCUUGCUGAGGAACUCAGUGAGGAUACUAAUAAUAGAGCUGAGCUAUUGGCAUUAUUAUAUGCGCUUUGACAUGCUAAAAGAUUGGGGAUUAAUCGUCUUGAAGUGGAGAUUGAUUCAUUGA